This is a messenger RNA of Odocoileus virginianus texanus, 684 nucleotides long. RefSeq names its product interferon alpha-inducible protein 27-like protein 2A. NCBI's taxonomy places the organism in Eukaryota, Metazoa, Chordata, Mammalia, Artiodactyla, Cervidae. The record is from RefSeq and is a predicted model, not a curated record. Gene Ontology annotation, biological process: apoptotic signaling pathway. Gene Ontology annotation, cellular component: membrane; mitochondrion.
UCUGCCAAGCUGCUGUAAACAGCCUGCUUCAGACCUUCCCUGAACACAGCCACGCUCGGGAUAACCAGGGCGGGUCCACGUCUUCAGAAAGUCUGCUCCGCCGAGUUUGGUGCUGGUCAGUUUUGGUGCCAUGGAAUUCACCAAGGCUGCCCUCUUAGCCUCUAAGCUGGCUUCUAAGAUGCUGUCUGCAGGGAGCCUGGCCAAAGUGGGUGGGGCGGCCUCCAACAGCAUCUUGGCAGGACUUCCUUCCCUGGCCAAGGCUGCUGUAGCUGUGGUGGGCGGAGCUUCCGCCGUGGCGGCUGUGCCCGCGGUGCUGGGCGCGGUGGGCUUCACCAGUGCAGGAAUCACCGCCUCCUCCCUAGCGGCCAAGAUGAUGUCAAUAUCUGCCAUUGCCAACGGGGGCGGAGUGGCCGCUGGCAGCCUGGUGGCCACCCUCCAGUCUGUGGGAGCAAGUGGACUCUGCAUGUCAUCCAAACUCCUGCUGGGCUUCGCUGGGUCCACCCUCGUGUCCAAACUGGUGGGCCUGUAACAGUUUCCUGUCUCUCCCUCGGCAGAGAAGAGGGCCAGGUGGGGCCCUGGCUGCCAGCCUGAUGCAGUGAGGGACCCAGUCCUGGGGUGACAAGUGCCAAACACUGUACCCCCAGAAGAAAAUGAGAAAUAAAAACGAGUUGUGAAAAAAAAACC